AUGUCUGAGAACAAGAACCUAGCCGGCAAAGUCGCAGUCAUCACGGGCUCCAGCCGCGGCAUCGGCGCUGCAAUCGGCCUGAAGUUCGCCUCACAAGGUGCCAACAUCGCCAUAAACUAUGUCUCCACAGCCUCCGCCCCAGCCGCAGAGUCCGUGGCCGAACAAAUCCGAGGUCACGGCGUGCGAGCCAUAACCAUCCAAGCCAACGUCUCGCAAGAGAAUGAGGUAAAGACCAUGUUCGAGACCGUGAUGCGCGAGUUCGGACGCCUGGACAUUGUAGUGAGCAACUCGGGCAUCGAACACUUUGGAAGUCUGGAGAAGGACACGGGCGAUGACAUUGACCGUAUCUUCGCGGUCAAUGUCAAGGGGCAGUAUUUCGUUGCUCAACAGGCGUUUAAGCAUAUGAGCGAGUACGGGCGUGUUAUGCUGACCUCGUCCAUUUCUGCCGUUCGGGGUGUUCCGCACCAUUCAAUCUACGCGGCGUCCAAGUCAGCAAUUAUCGGCAUGACCAAGUGUCUGGCUGUGGACUUUGGCGCUCGUCAAAUCACCGUCAACUGCAUUGCCGCUGGAGGUGUCAAGACGGAUAUGUACACCGAGAUGGCGGCCAAGUACAUCCCCGGAGGCGAGAAUCUGACACCCAAGCAGAUCGACGAGUGCAUGUCCAAGUGGUCGCCAUUGGGUCGACCCGGACUUCCGGAGGAUGUUUCGGGUGUUGCGAGCUUGAUUGCUAGUCGGGACUCGCAGUGGUUGACGGGGCAGACGUUCCAUGUUUCUGGUGGUGCGCAUAUGGCUUCUUAG
Penicillium cinerascens is the source of this 798-nucleotide messenger RNA. RefSeq lists its product as uncharacterized. The coding region runs from base 1 to 798 and encodes 265 amino acids. The transcript has 3 exons. Gene Ontology annotation, molecular function: oxidoreductase activity, acting on the CH-OH group of donors, NAD or NADP as acceptor. The record is from RefSeq and is a predicted model, not a curated record. Lineage: Eukaryota; Fungi; Ascomycota; Eurotiomycetes; Eurotiales; Aspergillaceae.